Molecule: messenger RNA, 4600 nt
Organism: Vespula vulgaris
Lineage: Eukaryota; Metazoa; Arthropoda; Insecta; Hymenoptera; Vespidae
Gene: for
Product: cGMP-dependent protein kinase, isozyme 2 forms cD4/T1/T3A/T3B
Exons: 10
Coding region: 1805-3952 (715 amino acids)
Biological process (GO): protein phosphorylation
Molecular function (GO): cGMP-dependent protein kinase activity; ATP binding
Source: RefSeq, a predicted model, not a curated record
AUAGAAAACGAAAUUAUAAAGUUAAUCGUUUUCGAGAUGAGCACAUAAAACACAAACAUACAUACAUACAUACAUGUACAUACAUAUACAUAGAAAGAAAAAAAUAUUGCCACGUUCAACGUAGGUGUAAGUAAGUAAUAUUAAAAGUUUCUCAUCUCGUUGAAGAUCGAAAACAUUCGAGAAUGAAAACCACUGUCCUUUCUCUCACGAAGCGGAGAGGGCCGAAUGGUUAGAUAGUAGGGAUAGUUGUCAGUUGCGAAGAGGAAAAGGGAGGGGAGAGUGGGACCUCUCGUGUGCACGGAGGAGUUCGCGAGCGUGCUUUUCACCAGUCGCCAACGCUGUCAGUGAGGAGCGUCAGUCUCGAAGGAGUGGUCCUAGGUAGUGUCGUUAUCCUCCUUUAAAUCUACGAAAUGAUCCUUCGAUAAAGGAAUUUACGUGUUACGUUUUCAAAUUUAUAGUGUCUACGAAGAAUUUCAUUUAUUAUUUUUGUGCUAUCGCGAUUGAUAAAGUCGAAAAUUAAAAAGAGAAAACAAAACAAAUUUUUUUCUUUGAGUAUAAUACUUCGGCUUCGACCGCAAAGAUUUUACGAGGGUUCGACAGAGCCAAGAAAAUGACGCCGCACCGUCGAUCGUAACGAGCAAGCUUCUCAUAGGAACACCAACCUUCUUUGAUCUCAAGGAUCCAUCUCUUUGGGAUCGUCGAACGAAGAAGAAGACUUUUACAUUUUUCCGUUUUCUCUCGUUUUGUUUUGUUUUUUUUUUUUGGUUUCGAGUAUUUCUUUAUUUUUUGUUUUUUGAGAGAGAAAGAAGACGAAAGUAAUCGAAAAUACGUUUGGAUAUGACGAAAUUUUCUUACGUUCUCACGAAGAUUUAUCGAUCGUGGGAACGAGACAGACAGAAAGGAUAUAUCAAAAAGAUCACUGUGACAUUGAGAAGGAAGAAGUUAAUUGAAUGAUAUUCCCGAUCGACCUUUAUCUUUCUACGUUUAUUUUGAAUCAGUGUGAUGAUAUCUAACGUUAUGUGAGAAAAUUUGAUAGGAAAAAGGAAGAAGGAAAAAAAAAGAAAAACGAAGAAAGAAAAGGAAAGAGAGAAAAAAAAUAUGCUUCGUUAGAUAGAAACUGAACGAGUCUGUGUUGUGUUUGACGUCAUUCGGACAACACAGCCGUCCUUAGUCGAAAGAAAAUUCGAAACGUACGAGGAGUGAAUUUAGCGAUGCUACUACUUCCACAGUUUCGUCGUCAUCAUCAAAUACGAUCAGGAUCGUCAUACGGAUUUGUAAUACUUAAGAUUGCACAAAGUUCUGUUCGAAAAAUGUUCCGUCGUUUCUGCGUUGAGCCUCGACUUGUUCUUCGUGAAGGAAGAUAUACGUUUGUGGAUUUGCAUGCCGUAAGAAAAUUUGUUUAUCGUACCGAACGGAUAUAUUUAACAUCGUGAACGUAUUCAUGAAAAAUACAAAGCUUUUCGAGUUAGUAACGUUGGAUCGUAAAUCUCAAAGUAUCGACGUCUCUUACGUAAGAUAUCUAGAUAUCAGUUAUCUCUCUCUCUCUCUCAUGCACACUCUCUUUCUAUCCAUCCAUCCAUCCAUCUAUCUUUAAGUUUAUACUUGAUGAAUUGUAAGACGAGAUAGAAAGAAAGAGAGAGAGAGAGAGAGAGAGAAAGAGAGUACAAGUGCAAGAAGAUUCAAGGUAGACAGAAUGAUUCAUUCACCUAUAAUGGAUCGGAGCUAACGUUCGCGAUUGAAUUUUUCGUUCGUCGAAGAAAUUGGAUAAAAAGAAAAAAGAAGAGGGAAAUAUCCGAAGAAAAAGAUGAAAGUCCGAAGUUAUCCUGGUCGGGCCGUAUUGGAAGACCCGGAACUUCUAUUGGACCCGGACGCGACACGAGGUCGUGCGAUGGAGUUACUUUACGAGGCCAGUUGGAGAGAAUGUGGCAUCAACUGGACAAACGACAGUAGGAGCAACAAGGUGGUGUCUCGUGAACGGGACGAACUGGAAUGCCGAGAACCGUACGCCGAGGUGAUCUCACAAUUGGAAGGAGUACUGGAGGGUAGUCCUAACAGUGGUGGUGGUGGUGUUAGUGGUAUUAGUGGUGUUACUGGUAGUGGUGGUGAUAUUGACGAUGUAGGUGGUGACGAUGGUGCCGAAGAUUCUAGAGGUUCUUCCAGUCCAAGAGAAUGUGGGAGAUCUAGGAGAUCUAGCAGCACUGAUACCACAGCUAGUAGUACCGAUUCAUCCGAAACGAAUCAGGCUGUUGUUGGCAAUGGCCAAAGCGGAUUUCUCAUUCCAAGACCGAGACUCAUCGUACCGGUUCACACCUACGCUAGGAGACGACGAACCGGGGCUCCGCAACCUAUCAGAAGACGGCAAAUACGCCAAGAGGGUAAAGUUGAAGUAUCGAGGGACGGCAAGUACCUAAGUAAUUUGACGCCAGGCAAGGUUCUUGGUGAAUUAGCAAUCCUUUACAAUUGCAAAAGGACAGCAACGAUAACUGCUGCAGUUGAUUGUAGACUAUGGGCCAUAGAUCGACAAAGUUUUCAAACUAUUAUGAUGAGGACAGGCCUCACAAAACAAGCAGAAUAUACCGACUUCUUAAAGAGUGUACCUAUUUUCAAGAAUUUACCUGACGAAGCUUUAACAAAAAUUACUGACGUUUUAGAAGAAACUACCUAUAACAAUGGUGAUUAUAUAGUUAGACAAGGUGCCAGGGGUGAUACUUUCUUUAUUAUUAGUAAAGGACAAGUACGUGUUACUAUGAAGCAAAAGGAUUCGAUAGAAGAUAAAUUUAUUAGAACAUUACGCCGUGGUGAUUUCUUCGGUGAAAAAGCUUUGCAAGGUGACGACCUGAGGACUGCUAACAUCAUCGCAAACGAUGUCGAUGGUGUCACUUGUUUAGUCAUAGAUCGUGAAACUUUCAAUCAAUUAAUCUCUCCUUUGGACGAGAUACGGAAGAAAUACGAAGAUGAACUCGUGGAACGACGAAGAUUGGAUGAGGAGUUCCGACACGUUCAAUUGCACCAUCUACGACGGAUCGCUACCCUCGGUGUUGGUGGCUUUGGCCGUGUCGAAUUAGUUCAAAUUGGUGAUGACAGUUCUCAAGCAUUUGCGUUAAAACAGAUGAAAAAGGCACAGAUAGUCGAAACGAGGCAGCAACAACAUAUAAUGUCGGAAAAACGUAUCAUGAAUGAAACUAAUUGUGACUUUAUCGUCAAGUUAUACAAAACGUUCAAAGACGACAAGUAUUUGUAUAUGUUAAUGGAGGUAUGUCUAGGAGGAGAACUAUGGACUGUUCUCAGAGACAGAGGACAUUUCGAUGAUCCCACUACAAGAUUUUACACUGCUUGUGUCGUCGAAGCUUUCGAUUAUUUACAUUCACGAAAUAUCAUUUAUCGUGAUCUCAAGCCGGAGAAUCUUCUAUUGGAUAACGAAGGUUACGUUAAAGUCGUGGACUUUGGAUUUGCCAAGAGAUUGGAUCAUGGAAAAAAGACAUGGACAUUCUGCGGUACGCCGGAAUAUGUCGCACCGGAAGUUAUUCUCAAUAGAGGCCACGACAUAAGCGCCGACUAUUGGUCCCUCGGCGUCCUUAUGUUUGAACUUCUCACUGGAGCGCCGCCAUUCACUGGUUCUGAUCCAAUGAAAACAUAUAACAUUAUUUUAAAAGGCAUCGAUACCAUCGACUUUCCGAAGAUCAUAACACGUAACGCUUCUGUCUUGAUUAAAAAACUUUGCAGGGACAAUCCGGCGGAAAGGCUUGGCCAUCAGAAAGGAGGCAUUAGCGAAAUACAAAAGCACAAAUGGUUCGACGGCUUCAAUUGGGAAGGCCUACGACUACGUACACUAGAUCCACCAAUAAGACCUCGUAUACGUGCUCCUAUCGAUACUUCUAAUUUCGACGAAUACCCACCAGACAACGAUCCAGCGCCUCCAGACGAUCUAUCCGGUUGGGACGCUGAUUUUUAAUUUAACGUUAUAAAGACGAAUGAGAAGAGAGGAAAAAAAACUAAAAAAAAAAAGAUAUGUUCAAAUUUUUGACAAGAGUAUUUCGUAAUACAUUAAGCCAUAUUAACGGGAUUUAUAACGAUAAUCUGGAAUGUAUUAGGAAUCGUUUGACGUCCGUGGAUGACGACAGGAAUCACUAUGAUCGUUCUAUAGUUAACACUAUUAAACGAGAAGAAAAAAAACGAUAACAUCUGCAUUUAUUCUUCAUAAAUUUUCGUCUAUCUUUUGCACGGACAAAUGAUUCUUAUCGAAUUACAUUAGACUUUAAUUCUUAUGAUUUUAAUUUAGUUCAAUUUCAGAUUCAAUCAAAUUCAUAUUAAUGAAUUCUUUAACGAUUUUAUAAAAAAGAAAAAAAAAAGAAAAAAUAAAAAAAACUGAAUAUUUUUUCUGAUCGACUUGUAAACAAAUUUUAUCAAAAAAAAAAAAAAAGAAAAAAAGAAAAAAAAAUAUUUAUAAAUAGUAAGUUCAUACGCAUUGCAAUGUAAUAACGCGCACCUAGAUAACAAAAUAAUUACCAAUGUAAAUUCAUCCGAUCGUACAAGUUGUAUGUACAUACCAUCUUAUAGAACUUAAAACUAGUAUAACAAUAACAACAUUAUUAUAAAAGAA